AUGCUGGCGCUCAAUAUUGUUCUAUAUGCCCUUUGGGGCACAUCGUUAGCCUUUGCCCUUAUCGAGCUGGGUCUGUCAGCCUAUGUCACUUCUGCAUAUUCCGGCACGCAAGAAGUCGCAACCUGGAGUGCAUAUUCGGGCUAUUCGUACACGGACUUUCAAGUGAAGCCCCCGGGUAUCAUCAUAUUCCUUGUCUUCUCUUCGUGUUGGACUGUCCUUGUGACGAUUGCCGCCCUCUUAGUGCCGUGGUACUAUAGCCGCAAGGGCUUCAUGACUGCAAAGCUCAACACUGUCCUUGCUGCUACCUUCGUGGCCAUUUACUUUGUCACCAUGGUAUUCUGGCUGGCCUGCUUCGCUGACAUCGCCAACAUUCUUACUGGUGUCACAAGCAUCAACCCUUACUUUAGUGCCAUAAUUGCCUUUGCCGUACUUCUUUGGCUACUUUUUGUUGCCCUGCUUGUCUUCACUAUUCUUGCCAUGUGCGGUAUUCUGGUGUCUGACUGGCCUGGAUACCAGUCGGUCAGGAAGGAGAAAGCAGUCGCUGCGAAUGCUGGGGCUUCUCACGGUGAGCCAAUGACUGAACAGCCAAACCCUUAG
Molecule: messenger RNA, 597 nt
Organism: Penicillium paradoxum
Lineage: Eukaryota; Fungi; Ascomycota; Eurotiomycetes; Eurotiales; Aspergillaceae
Exons: 3
Coding region: 1-597 (198 amino acids)
Source: RefSeq, a predicted model, not a curated record